This is a messenger RNA of Medioppia subpectinata, 384 nucleotides long. The record is from the annotation of a GenBank genome assembly. NCBI's taxonomy places the organism in Eukaryota, Metazoa, Arthropoda, Arachnida, Sarcoptiformes, Oppiidae.
GAUCGACUCGUUCACGAGGCGUGCGUUGAGCGCGACUGCUAUCCAUCGCCACUCAAUUAUUACAAUUUCCCGAAGUCUUGCUGUACUUCUGUUAACGAAGUGAUAUGUCAUGGGAUACCGGAUCAGAGGCCACUCCAAGACGGAGACCUAUGCAAUGUCGACAUCACUGUAUAUCACCGCGAAUUUCACGGCGAUCUCAACGAAACAUUUUUUGUGGGCAAAGUGUCCGAAGAGAGCAAACGACUGGUGACCGUCACCUGGGAAUCGCUUCAGAAAGCCAUUGAACUCAUAAAACCCGGCGAACGGUAUCGAGAGAUCGGAAAUGUAAUUCAAAAACACGUUCAAACCAAUGGUUAUUCAGUGGUGAAGAGUUAUUGCGGACAC